Messenger RNA from Symbiodinium sp. CCMP2456, 1215 nucleotides. The record is from the annotation of a GenBank genome assembly. NCBI's taxonomy places the organism in Eukaryota, Dinophyceae, Suessiales, Symbiodiniaceae.
AUGGCUUGCGGGCGCUGCCCCCUGCUCUCCCGGGCCGUGCGCUGCACAGCCCGCCGGGCCGGCCUUGGCGGCCUUGGCCCCAGGCCACCGGAGGCUUGGAAGCACCAGGCAUACGCCUAUUUGAGGGAGGAGGCCGCAUUGGCACAGCGCCAGGCACGAGCCAUGAUGAGGCACGUCUGGUCGAACUACGAGCAGCGUGCUUUUGGGAAGGAUGAGCUGAAGCCCGUUUCUGGGCGUGGAACUGAUAGUUGGGGCGGACUGGGUCAGACUUUGGUGGAUUCGCUUGACACUCUUUGGCUCAUGGGCUUUCACGAGGAGUUCGAUCGGGCCGCCGAUUGGGCGGAGAGCCAUCUAGACUUCAACAAAAAUUUGAAUGUGAAUUAUUUCGAGACCUCGAUUCGUCAUUUGGGCGGCCUGGUCUCUGCCUUCGUUCUCAGCAGCCGGCCUGGCUUGCUUGGCAAGGCCAAUGACUUGGCCAUGAGGCUUGCUCCCAUUUUUCCGAGCCCCCAGGGUGCCAAGCAGGAGCUGUCCAUGUCCGACCUCAAUCCGGGUACCGGAAGGCUUCAGGACUGGUUCGACGGAGCCAAGCGCUUUCUGCACCAAGUCUUUACCGACACCAGCGAUUUCUCUGGAGAGUUGGACUUCGAUCUGGGCGACCUGGUCGAGGAUCCAUCUGGACAUUUCACAAACGACGAGAAGAGGGCGAAGAAGGAUCACACGGCCCUUCCCCUUUCCGAUGUGAACUUACAGACAGGCAAAACGAACGAUCUUGCAGGAUACCUCUCCUUAGCUGAGACUUAUGUGCCGCUGGAGUGGAAAGCUCUGGCGCUUCUUACAUCUAACUGCAGCUAUGCAGUGCACCAAGACCAGGUCCUUCAUGUUCUGAACGAAAGCGCUGGCCUUGAAACGAGGGGCUAUGCUGCGAUUCUUUUGAAGAAGAAUGGCUACGUCCAUGGGAUGCAGGACAAUCGCAUUUCACUUGGAAGCCGUGGCGACUCUUUCUACGAGUACUUGCUCAAGGAUGCUAUCUUCUUGGGAGCCCAUGCAAAUCCACUAACGCUGAGCGUAUGGGGUGCCUUUCGUGCCAAGCUGCGCAAUCUUCUGGUGGAGGUCGACAUGCCCAGGUCUCCUGAUGCAGCUUUUGGAAGGCUUUCAGUGUCUAGUAGCCCCUGCUCUCUGUCAGGCAGGCUCGCAAGCAAAACCGAAAAGGCAUGA